Messenger RNA from Strongyloides ratti, 1116 nucleotides. Its product is annotated as Phosphatidylinositol-glycan biosynthesis class S protein family-containing protein. The record is from RefSeq and is a predicted model, not a curated record. Gene Ontology annotation, cellular component: GPI-anchor transamidase complex. The coding region runs from base 1 to 1116 and encodes 371 amino acids. Gene Ontology annotation, biological process: attachment of GPI anchor to protein. Lineage: Eukaryota; Metazoa; Nematoda; Chromadorea; Rhabditida; Strongyloididae. The transcript has 3 exons.
AUGACACUUUGUCUUUUACAUUUAAUUUUAUUCCUGAAGAAAGAUGGAAAUACUUUACAAAAUACACAUUUAAUUGAUAUUUUAAUGAAAAGGGAAACAGGCAAAAUUAUGAAUUCAAAACAUUUAGAGUAUAUGUCGCCAAAAUAUCAAAAUCGAUAUAUAUGGGAUUCAUCUGCCUUAGCUAGUAAAUAUAAUGUUCAAGUAAUUAUCUUAAGAAAUUCAUUUAAAAGAAGAGAAAAUAAUAUUUUUGAAAAAGAUAUUGAAAAAGCUUUAAAUAAUUUUAAAAAAAAACUUGAUGGUUCUGUAAAAUUAUCUAUAACAAUUGAAAAUCUUUAUGGAAUUAAUAUUGAUAAUUUUUUGGAAACAGAUAUAACUGGUAAAAAAUUUAUAAAAAUUGGUAGUAAUGUUGAAAAUUUAAUGACAACCAUUGAUCAACAAUUAUCAGGAACAUUAUCUAUUGAUCCUCAACUUAAAUUAGUACUCCUAGAAAAUAGUGGAAAUUUUGUAUUUAUUAAUGAAGAAGGUGAUGAUGAAAAUGGUAUUAUUGCAGCUGGUUGGGGUUCUUUAUUAUCAUUUACAACAUCUAUCUUGUCUAAUAAUGAUAAUGAUGAAUAUGAUAUUCAAUUAAAACAAGUAACAUCAUUUUUAUUUGGAUCAUUAAAAACUUUACUUGGAAUACAUAGUGAUUUACUUUCUAUAUAUCAAAAAACAAAAACUCCAUUAUCUGAUUGGGAAAUUCAAAAAUUUAAAUUAAGAUUUUUUAUAGAUAAAGUUCUUUCAACAAUACAUAAUAUUAAAUCAACUCAUGCACUUAUAUUAAAAGUUGAAAAUAUGGAAAUAUCUGAAAAUGUUGCAAAUAAAAUGAAUGAGGCAAUAUAUUUACUUAAGAAAUCACUAAGUGAUUUUGAAAGAACAGGAAUAAUCAAGUUAGAUGAUAUAACAGUAGCAGCAGAAUUGUCAGAGAGUGUUGCCUCUGAUCCAUCAUUAGUUUCACUAUUAUAUUUUCCAUCUGAUCAAAAAAUUGGUGUUUACCUUCCAAUAGCUUUACCUGCAAUAUUCCCAGUCCUCCUUUCAUCUUAUAGUUUUUAUGUAGAUUGGAAGAAAAAUAAAAAAUAA